AUGGCGCGACAUCCUAAGCCGCCCGCGUCCCCGUCCCUAUCCCCGCCGCCGUGCCCGCCCUCGGAGUCGGACCCCGGCAUCGGCUUCGACCCAAUCGAGGAGUGGCUCGUGGACUUCGACCCGGCCAUGUCGAGCGAGCUAGCGGCCAAGGGUCUCGGCCCCGCUGAGCAAGCGGCGGCGGUUCCGCAUACGCUGGUGGAGACUGCGGCGGAAAAGAGCUCCGAGCUCGAGUUUGGUGUGAAGGACGGGAAAGUAGAGGUGGUGAGCAGCGGCGGAUUGGACGAGCUGCUUGCCCCGGAUCAGCUACUGGUGUCGGGGAUUGGCGAUUUGGAUGUGAGAGAGGACAUUCCAGAGGGAGAGGGAGCGGUUGCUAUGGAGAUGGCUGCCGCACGGCCCGCGCCUGCUGAUGCUGAGAUGAAUACCACGGUGUGCGUGGAAGUGGAAUCGGAAGGUGGCAAGGAAGGGCAGGAGGCACCACCCGCACCUUCUGAUGCUGAGAUGAUGAAUACCACGGUGUCCGCGGAAGUACAACCGGAAGGUGGCAAGGAAAGGCAGGAGAGCAGCGAUGAAGAGUCGGAGUCAGAGAGCAGUGAGAAUGAUGAUGACAGCUCAUCGAAUGAGGCUUCCUCGAGCAGUGAAGAGGAGAAAGAGCAGGGGGUCCACAAGGAUGAGGAAUCGAGUGAAGCCUCAAGCAGCGAAGAGGAAGAACUUGGAGUUAAGAGGCAUGGUGGUAAGGCCGAUAACCUGGAGACCCUCCUUGAGGAAGGCGAGUUGAUGAUCGGGAGCCAUGAGGAGGAUGAGGAACAAAAGGGAGGCAUCAAGUCCAAAUAUGAAGCAGAGGUCCUUCCACCAGUCCCAAAAAUUGAAAUACAGUUGGAACCACAUCAUCAGACUCUUCCAGUAGGGACUAUUUCUGCUAUAAUGGGUGAGAGAGUAAUUGUUGAAGGUUCAGUCCAACACAACCCCUUGAAUGAGGGUUCAAUUCUCUGGAUAACAGAAAGGAGGACGCCACUUGGUAUAGUUGAUGAGUUGUUUGGACCUGUUAAGAACCCAUACUACCUUGUGCGGUACAACUCUGAGGAAGAGGUACCUGCUGGGAUCAGUGCAGGAACCAAUGUCUCUUUUGUAGCGGAGUUUGCUGAUCACAUCCUGAAUAUGAAGGAGCUCUAUGCAAAAGGCUACGAUGAAUCUGAUCCUGUAGACAAUGAUGAAGAAGAAGAUUUACCUAAUUUCUCUGAUGAUGAAAAGGAGGCUGAGUACAAACGGUCAUUACGUCAAGCAAAAAGGCAGACUGAUAGACAGCAUGAGCCUAUGAAGACUUCUUGUGAUAGGAAGAGAUCACAGUCUAGAGGUAGCGGAAUCCGGAAGCCCGUGCCGCCAAGGAACCUGGAUACAUCAACACCAGGUCACCAGCCACGGCCUCAUUUUCACCGCUCAGAUAUGGCUCCUGCAGGUGCUGAAAAUACAGCACGUUCAUUGGGUCCUCAAAAUGCACCUAUGUUUGCUCCAACCAUGCUGCCGUGUGGCCCAAUGAACCCUGCUGUGCCAUCACCUGUUCCUCUUGCAAAUCAGAUGGGUGGCUGCUUCAUGAAUCCGGCGCAGCAGCAGUUCUUACCGCAGCAGCCUAAUAUGGUUUGGCCUGGUGGAUUUCCACAGCCUCCUCAUCCGAACAUGGGGGUAGAUGGAGCCGCACUCGCUGCCAACAUCAUGCAGAACCUCCUCGCAGGAGCCAAACAAUUCCAGCAGCAGUUUCAGAACCCGAACUUCAGUGGCGCAGGAGCCAACCAAUUCCCGCAGCAGUUUCAGAACCCGAACUUCAGUGGCGCAGGAGCCAACCAAUUCCCGCAGCAGUUUCAGAACCAGAACUUCAGUGGCCCGGGAGCCAACGAAUUCCAGCAGCAGUUUCAGAACCAGAACUUCGGUGGCUUCCCAAACCAAAUGCCGAUGCCCUUUCCUCAGUUCAUGCACCAAACUGGAAUGCCUGCAAAUCCGAUGCCAUUCGGUGGCAGACCACCAGUGAACUCUCCAUUUGGUCCCACGCCUCAAGUGCCUAUGGGGCAAGGCAACUUUGGUCAGCCUCCAAAUUCACAAGGAUUUACAAAUCUGGCUCCACCCCGUGGAGAUGGGGAACAAGAUUCACCUCCGCAGUUCAGUUCUAGGCAGUUUCAUCAAGGGAGCCCGUCCUUUGGCCGGGGAAGGACGCAGCAGCGCGGACGGCAUUCCUCUGGCAGAGGUGGCAGAGGCAGCCGGCAUCGCAGAUAG
Messenger RNA from Miscanthus lutarioriparius, 2262 nucleotides. The record is from the annotation of a GenBank genome assembly. NCBI's taxonomy places the organism in Eukaryota, Viridiplantae, Streptophyta, Magnoliopsida, Poales, Poaceae.